UUUAUUCAAAAAUUAAGAAAUGGUGACCACUACUUUUGUUCUGUCAAAAAUUCAAAAAUAUAACGAACGUGCCUGAUGUGAGCAAUAAUAUGAUAAGGGGAUUUCCCAGAGCAAAAUACGCAUCUAGUUUAGGUAGUGACCUAGAGAUUAAGGUGACGAAAAAGUGUCUCAGUGCUAGCAAGUUCCUAAAAUCCUGUGUAACCAUUACGAAAGUCCCUAAUUUUCCAUAGAUUCAAUGUGUCCUUUUCCAUCAUCUUAAUAAACAAGAUUAAAGUCUUCCGUUUCCUUUUCCAAAAAACACAGUUGAAUGAGCCGUUUAUCGAUUUUUAGUGAUAAUCAGUGAUCGUUAUACAUUUAUGAAAAUUUAAAAAAUUACAGCACAUGUGUACGUCACUCAGAUAAAACGCGAUAAGUUAGUGUAUCACUCCUUAUUAUUUAGAAAAGCCAAAAGCACAGUUGAUCAUAAUGUUUUUUGCAUUCAUUAAGUGAACAUGAAUUACCAACCUCCCGAUUUGUCUACAAUGAUUGGCGAUAUGUUAGAUGAGGAUAUUAGGUUAUUUCGGGACAGCUCCGACAGUUAUUUUAACAAUUACAUGGAGAACAUCGAGGCCGAUGAUCUGUUAAGGCAUUUCCAAUUACCGAAUCGAAAACCCAUGGAUGAGUGGCAAACUGACGAAGUUUUGGACUUCAUAUUAAACGAAGUUUCCACGGAAUCUGCUGGAUUUUCAAACGAUAAUCUUGAACGAUUCCAAUGCAUUUCCGGUUACAUCUUCAGAAAUUUGUCUGAAGACAACUGUAAAAUUUUGUCCAAAUCAAAUAGUUUAGGUCAGUUGAUUUACACUGCUAAAGAAACUUACAUUAGAUGCCACCCCCCGGAAUAUAAUCACGAGAAUAAUAAUAAUUGUUUCUCCGAAACGAAUAAUGAAAACGUGCCCGUUUUCACUGCAAGUAACCAAAUUUAUUCAUCGCCAAGUAAUAAAAAACCAGGAAGACCCCGAUGCAAACCCACAUCCGAUAGAAUUGGCAAACGCUCGGAGAAACUUUGGGAAUUUUUAUUGCACCUCCUGCGUGAUAGCAACACUUGCCCUCAACUGAUAAAGUGGGAGAAUUUCGAGGAGGGCACGUUUAAAUUCGUCCAGAGCGACAAAGUGGCCCGGUUGUGGGGCAACAGGAAGAAAAAUAAUAACAUGACCUACGAAAAAUUUAGCCGAGCUAUGCGGUAUUAUUACAAGAGCCAGGUGUUGUUGCCAGUGCCGGGCAAGCGUCUGGUUUACAAAUUCGGUCCUCAGGCGAAAGGGUGGCAAACCAUCCGUCCGAUUAAUUAAGUGAAUUUAGUUAAGUUUUACGAUAGGUUUUUUAAGUUUUAUGAAUAAAAAGUUGAUUGUUAA
Molecule: messenger RNA, 1388 nt
Organism: Tribolium castaneum (red flour beetle)
Lineage: Eukaryota; Metazoa; Arthropoda; Insecta; Coleoptera; Tenebrionidae
Product: ETS homologous factor
Exons: 6
Coding region: 492-1325 (277 amino acids)
Biological process (GO): regulation of transcription by RNA polymerase II; cell differentiation
Cellular component (GO): nucleus
Molecular function (GO): DNA-binding transcription factor activity, RNA polymerase II-specific; sequence-specific DNA binding
Source: RefSeq, a predicted model, not a curated record